UCGCCAGGACACUGCUGCUAUUUCUGCGGACUUCCUAUUUUACAUCUAAACAUUAAUCAGUUUAAAGGUUAUUCUGGAAUUAAAACAGAGUGACAUUAAAAUAUUACAUGGACAGUGUGGAAAUGAAUAAUAAUAGACUAUUUUAUCUAUUUUUCUCAACUACUUUAAUUACUGCUUGGGGCAAGCCACUGGGUAGACGAAUGGACGGAGCUGGGACCGGCCAGCUAGAUGAAUAUUUUGCUGAACAAUUUGAGCUGGAGGAGGACAUUAGCAGCUUCGACUUCAGUGCAUUUCUUGAAAUAGUUAAAGAUGUUUUUUUGAGGAGUCUAAAUUUUUCGGGAGUCCCACCCCAGGAGCAAAAAAGAGUGGAGCCACCGCAAUUUAUGAUUGAUUUGUACAACAGAUACGCAAGUGACAAGUCAUCCAUCCCGGAAUCAAACAUAGUGCGCAGUUUUAGCAUCAAAGAUAUCAGCUCUACAACUUUGGAAAGUAAGACUUUUGUGCACAAACACAUAUUAACAUUCAAUGUCUCCAUCCCGAGAUAUGAGGAAAUUAUCCUUGCUGAGUUAAGACUGUUUACUUUUUGCUCAAAUGGACGUGGAACCACAAAGGGAAUGGAGGGCACUUUUCUUAUCAAUGAUGUGGACAGCAGAGAAGACUGGAAAGGCAAUGAGUUGGAGUUAAGGUCAUCCCCUGUUGCUUUUAAAGACAUCAGCAACAAAGAUAGCAGUUGGGAAUCUUUUGACGUGACCAGUGCCAUCAAACGUUGGGUUACAACAGAUAAAGUUCGGAACAAACUUGAAGUUCAAAUUCAGAGUAAAAAAGAUGAUGUCAUUUGGACCUGUGGCAACUUGUGUUUCAACUGCAGCAUUGGAAAAAGCCAAAAUAUGCCUCUUUUAAUUGUAUUUUCAGAUGACAGAACUAAUGGAUCCAUGGAAGGAAAAGAAAAACUAAAAGAAAUGAUUGCUCAGGAGGAAGAGGAGCUUGGGCAACUUAUCCACAGUAGUACUUUUAGAGGUGAAGGCAACUUGGAGACAGAAGAAUCAGCACCAAGAAUCAAGAGGAAUGCAAAGUCCAGCCACUGCAGAAGAACAUCCCUGCGUGUGAACUUUAAAGACAUUGGCUGGGAUACUUGGAUUCUAGCACCCAAGGAAUAUGAAGCUUUUGCCUGUGAAGGUGCAUGCUACUUCCCUCUCACUGACAAUGUCACUCCAACAAACCAUGCCAUUGUACAGACCUUAGUGAAUAUGAAAGUCCCGAGACUUGGGGUUGAAAAGGCUUGCUGUGUACCUACCAAGCUAGAGCCCAUCUCUAUUCUCAUGAAUGAGGAUGGUAUACCCACCUUAAAAUACAGGUAUGAAGGGAUGACAGUAGCAGAGUGUGGCUGCAGGUAAUCGUUUGAAAUAGAUAAUUAUAACUAAGACAGAGACCACUGAGUAGAAUGACUGGACAUCACUUCUCAAGUCCUGGCUAUGCAAACUCAGAGUAUUUGUUAUGUCUGGAGGAAAGGGACCAUGACUACGGAUAAAAUGUGAAACUAAAAACGCAGGAUUAUGGGCUUAAUGAUUGUUAAUUCUGGAUACUGAAAUACAACAAACAUCAUUCAUCUUCAAAUAAAUCUGCACGGAAUUAUUGUGUUUAGUUUGCAAAUUAAGAAAUGUUAAACUCCUUGUCAUACACCUCUGGUGCAGGAACGUAUAUGCAAUGAACAUCUGUGUAGAUUCCAAGUAUCAUUUCAGCAACACUGUUUAAGACAGUAUAUAUCUAUACAGUUUAUGUUGGUUAUGCAUGACACCUAUCUCUUAUUAAACAAUCCAUAGUUCUCAGCCUGUUAGAGUAAGAAUUCUGUAGAAAGCUAAAAAUAAUGUGUGGACAAAGGCCCCAGUCAGUGACAGACUGUAAAUAUGGUUGUCAUAAACUUAGCUGACUGAAUAAUAGGUUGUUAGCAUGCAUUUUGCGACAGAUCCAAAGCCGAAACUCAAAUGUCUGCCAUUAUUUAGUGAUAUCAGUCCUCAAUGAUUUGCCAGAAAACCACACAUUUUACGAGGAAGAGACCAAAAAUAUAAGGCAAAAAUCUGGACAGACUACAAAAUUCUGAACAGCUGAGAAAUAUGAACCAAACUGUUUUGAGAAACUGUAAGCACUUCUAUGAAGUAUGGAAGACAAUGCAUACUAUAAAAAUUGUUUUAUUAUUAACAGCAAGUGUUAAUCUUGUUUAAUGUUAGUAAGGGAAGCAAUGAAGCAAUUUUCAAAUAAUCUAAUUCAAGAAAAUGAUCAACAUUCCAAUACUUGUUGUAGACUGAUGUCCAGAAAUCCUUGUUUAAAAAUUCCAUAGUCUAUUCAAGUAAAAGGAUGUGCCUUAUCUGUGCCCUGUGAUAAAAGGCUAGCUUGCAGUUUCAGGACGAGUCGGGCCACAUCAUUGUUGAAGGGAUGACUAUUUUUACUGUUUUAUGGCAAGUACUUGAAUUAGAAAGAUAAGAUUAGCUGGCUUACAGAUUUAUACCCAACAAAACACACACAC
Protopterus annectens (West African lungfish) is the source of this 2521-nucleotide messenger RNA. Its product is annotated as dorsalin-1-like. Gene Ontology annotation, molecular function: growth factor activity; cytokine activity. Gene Ontology annotation, cellular component: extracellular region. The transcript is spliced from 2 exons. Gene Ontology annotation, biological process: BMP signaling pathway; SMAD protein signal transduction. NCBI's taxonomy places the organism in Eukaryota, Metazoa, Chordata, Ceratodontiformes, Protopteridae. The record is from RefSeq and is a predicted model, not a curated record. The coding region runs from base 108 to 1394 and encodes 428 amino acids.